AUGGGAAGUGGAAUAGCCCAGGCAACAGCACAAGCAGGCUUCUACACAUUGUUGUACGAACUAAAUGAAGCAAUACUCGAAAAAGCCAGGGUAACAAUCGGUAGUAACCUGGCAUCACUCGAGCAGAAAGGGCGUAUUGGAAAAGGAGAAAAAGAAAAGAUAUUUGAACGCAUCCGGUUCAUCAGUGAUAUCCAGGAGUGCCUGGCUGACUUUUUUAUUGAAGCAAUCAUAGAAAAAGCGGAAGCCAAGGUUGCGUUGUUUAAUCAAAUUGCGGAACUAAAUCACAGCGAGUGCAUUUUCGCGAGUAACACUUCUUCACUUUCGGUAACGUCUAUUGCAUCGAAGAUCAAAAACCCUGAGCGGGUUAUCGGGAUGCACUUUUUUAAUCCUGCACCAUUAAUGCGAUUGGUAGAAGUGAUAAAGACCGAAUACAAUAGCCAGGCGUUGAUUGACGUCGUCUUUGGACUUGCAACGCAAAUGGGAAAAACACCUGUAGUAUGCAAGGAUGCGCCCGGGUUUAUUGUGAACCGGGUAGCCAGGCCUUAUUAUAUUGAAUCAUUGAGACUGGUAGAAGAGGGAGUGACUAACUACAACGAAAUAGACAAGUUGCUCGAAGCAACAGGCCUGCAAUUAAAGUCGGGCGGUUAUGAACUGAUCAUUUCCUAUACCGGCUACCAGACAAAACUGGUACAGAUCAAUCAUACGGACAGCAGGAUUCCCGAUAUAGAAAUGAUAAAGGAAGAUAAAAGCCUUGGCGAAGUAGUUAUCAAAAGCAGCAACGAAGUCAAGGAUGGGUGGGAGAAGUAUGGCAGUUUCUUUCUCGAACAUUUUAUCGGCACCACUCCAAACGCGGCGAAUUGCCGGUUGAUGAAUCCCGAA
This is a messenger RNA of Ostertagia ostertagi, 879 nucleotides long. The record is from the annotation of a GenBank genome assembly. Lineage: Eukaryota; Metazoa; Nematoda; Chromadorea; Rhabditida; Trichostrongylidae.